Molecule: messenger RNA, 1269 nt
Organism: Rotaria sordida
Lineage: Eukaryota; Metazoa; Rotifera; Eurotatoria; Philodinida; Philodinidae
Source: the annotation of a GenBank genome assembly
AUGCCACCAGUAAAUACUCAUUAUCGACGUAAUUUUCGUUCACAAUUAGUAGCAAAUAGACGUAUUAAUAGUACUUCAAUCAUCGAACAGCAGAAAAAAAAAUGGUCGAUAGUAAUUCAGGUAAUUAAAGUAAUUGCAGCUAUUCUCGUUCCAAUCAUGAUCGGUGCAUUCACAAUUAUACAAACAUUACAAGAAUUGAAGAUUGCUCGAAUGCAACGAGAUGCCAACAAAGAACAACAAGUGCACGAUAGUCUUCGAGUCAUUCAAUCGCGCAUUGAUACUGUUUAUGAUACAUUUAUAGGAGAUUUAUCGACAAUCGUUUUGAAACCAAACAAUAAUCUUACAGAAUCAGAAUUAAUGUUUGCUCGUGCAAAAGUAUUACUAAUAUUGGACCUAAUAGACGAAAGAAGAAAAUGGUAUCUAAUUAAAUACUUAUACGAUAAUCAACUAUUUUAUGCAGAAAGUUAUAAUAAGAAAUUUAUCAAUCUGGAUGGUGCUGAUUUGUCCAAUGUCAAAUUCGGCAUAACAAAUCAAACGAGUCAGGACGAACGAAAAAUCAAUUUGACAGGUAUUCGUUUGUCGAAUAUCUAUUUAAGAAAUUCAUCGUUUGAAAAUGUUCUAUUGAACAAUGCUACAUUCGAACGAAGUAAUCUGACUGGAACAAAAUUUCUAAAAACAACGAUACAAGGAGUUAAUUUUAAUAAUGCUACUCUAGAAUAUUCAACAUUUAUUGGUUUUCAAGUGCAACAUUCGUCAUUUCGAAGUGCUCAAUCAGCAUAUUCUUCAUGGUCAUCCGUUAAUGACUUUCAUGGAAAUGAUUUAUCGAAUUCUAAUUGGACUGGAACGAUAUUUUGUGAUGUAAUUGAUCAUCUUCAUACGUCAUUAUUUUUAGUAGAUAAUAGUUUCAUAUUUACAAAUAGGUUCGAGAAUGUGACGAUGAAAAGUGUGUCAUUUGUACGUGUCAGAUUCUAUCGAGCAAAAAUUCAUGGCAAGAGUGAUUUGAGCGACGUUUUAUUCGAAGAAUCACUUAUAUGUCGUACUUUAUUUGAAGAUGUCUGCCUUCAACGUUCUCGUUUUGUUAAAAUCAAACUUGUUCGUUUACAAUUUAUCCGUGUAAAUUUAAACGGUUCAAAUUUGGAUAUGGAACAGAUCAAUAAACAUUUUAUUGAUCACUCUUAUCUACCAAAUGGAACAUUCAAAUCAUCAAUAUUUGGAGUGAAUCUAAUCCAAAAUGGUGCUGCUGAACAAGAUGUUCGUGAAACUAAAUAA